Messenger RNA from Halteromyces radiatus, 1811 nucleotides. Its product is annotated as amino acid/polyamine transporter I. The coding region runs from base 117 to 1745 and encodes 542 amino acids. The transcript has 6 exons. Gene Ontology annotation, biological process: transmembrane transport. Lineage: Eukaryota; Fungi; Mucoromycota; Mucoromycetes; Mucorales; Cunninghamellaceae. Gene Ontology annotation, molecular function: transmembrane transporter activity. The record is from RefSeq and is a predicted model, not a curated record. Gene Ontology annotation, cellular component: membrane.
AUUAUUAUUAUUAUUUUUUUUUAUAUACGAAAAUUACCGUCCAUCUAUUCUUAGAUUUUAUCCGUCGUAGGAUCUAUUCUUGUUGUUCUUAUUUACCUACUUGAAUUAAAAAUAUCAUGCCAUCAUCAUCGUCGUCGGAGAAAGAAAGCGAUAAUCAAAUCGAACAUGCAGGUCAGCCACCAAUGAAUGCAGAUGAAGAACUUCUUCAUAAACUAGGUUACAAGCAGGACUUGAGCCGUUCUAUCUCUGGAUUUUCUAAUUUUGCUAUUGCUUUUUCAUGUUGUUCUGUCCUUUCUGGUUUGACACCUCUCUGGGGUGAUUCUAUGAAUAAUGCAGGAUCCAUGGGUGUUAUUUGGGGUUGGGUGAUUACUGGUGUCAUGACAACAUUGGUUGCUUGUUCUUUAGCGGAAAUUUGUUCUGCUUAUCCCACCACUGGAGGACUUUAUUUCUGGGUAUCACGAUUGGCAACUUCUGAUUAUGUCCCUUUAGCUUGUUGGGUCACUGGAUGGUAUAAUUGGAUUGGAUUAUGUUUUGGUAUUACCUCUAUUGAUCUUGGUCUUGCUCAAUUCAUUGCAAGUAUCAUCAACGUGUGGCGUCCUGAUGUCAAUACUUCUGUCUACAUGCAAUAUGGACUUUAUGUUGGUAUUCUUUUGAUUCAUGGUAUCAUCAACUCUGUUGCCGUCAGUUGGACUGGUGUUAUGAAUCAAGGAGCUUUCUUUGCUAAUAUGCUUGGUCUUUUGAUCAUUGUGAUUGCUGGACUUGCUGUCACUUAUCCUUUGGCCAGUGGUGAAUUUGUGUUUACUCAAUUCUAUAAUGGUUCUGGAUUUUCAAACAAUGGGUAUGCCUUUUUACUUGUGAUCUUACAAUCUCAAUAUACACUUUCAGGUUACGAUAGUGCAGCACAUAUGAGUGAAGAAACCAAAAACUCACAAAAAGGUUCACCUUAUGGUAUCUUGAAUGCAGUGAUCUCGAAUGCGAUUUCUGGUCUUGUUUUUCUGAUUGCUGUUAGUUUUAUGGUAAAAAACUUUGAUCAACAAAUCACAUCGGAUAGUGCCAUCUCUCCUCAAAUAGUUCAAGUAUUUUUGGAUGGUGUUGGUCAAGCAUGGACCAUGGUGUUUUUAGUAUUUGUCAUGAUCAGUAUCUUUUUUUCUGGUUCCGCAUUGACCUUGGGAUCAUCUCGUAUGGUCUAUGCAUUUGCUCGUGAUGGAGCCAUGCCAUUCUCAUCCUAUUUACAUUCACUUAAUCCGAACACUAAAUCACCUGUUUAUGCUGUAUGGUUCAAUGUCGUGGUGGCUGGUAUCGUCGGUGUCUUGUACAUGAUUAAUAGUACUGCAUAUUCUGCCAUUGUCUCUGUUAAUACCAUUGGUUCCCAAAUGUCUUAUUUUGUACCUAUUUUAUUACGGAUUACCGUUUCUAGAAAAACAUUUAUUCCAGGACCUUGGCAUUUGGGCAUGUUUAGUACAUUAAUAGGUACUAUUUCAUGUGCAUGGAUUUUAUUCACUUGUGCAUUGUUUAUCUGUCCAACAGUAUGGCCUGUCACUCCUGAUAACAUGAACUAUGCUAUCGUACCUUUUGCAUUUAUAAUGAUCCUUUCCACUGGUUACUUUUUGAUUUGGGGUCGUAAAUGGUUCAAAGGUCCUGUACGUGUGGUGGAUGGUCAAGAAGUCAUUGUUGGAGAAGAUGAAGAAAUCAUUCGUAAUGAUGAUUAUUGGAACAGUGAAAAACGAGAGAUUCAAGGCAACUAAUAUAAAAUGGUUAUUUUUUUUUAUUUAUUUCUAUACAAUAAUAAAUAUAAUAAUUCUACACUAUAA